AUGGGUUUAUCAGUUUUAGUGCUAAUAAUUCUCUCUUUAAUUUUCCAACAAUUCUGCUGCAAUUCACUAGACACCAUAACCGUCGGCAACCCUCUAAAGGACGACGGCAGCUCGAUCGUCUCCAACGGUGGAAUCUUUGGUCUUGGAUUCUUCAGCCCCGGCAAGUCGUCCACUAACCGAUAUGUCGGGAUUUGGUACUUAUUCUCUAAUCAAACCGUUGUUUGGGUUGCCAACAGAGACAACCCACUUCGUGAUUCCUCCGGCGUUCUCUCCUUUGACGAUAAAGGAAACCUUAUAAUCCUCUCCUCCUCCUCCGGUGGUUCUAACGUCCCUGUUUGGUCGACCAAUGUCUCAGGAUCAUCAGGGAAUCAGUUUUCCGGUCAACUGUUGGAUACCGGGAACUUGAAAUUAAUCCACGAUGAUGCCGUCGUAUGGCAGAGCUUCGAUUAUCCCACCAAUACUUGGCUUCCCCUUAUGAAACUGGGCCUGGACAGAAAGACCGGUCUAAACCGGUUCCUUACUUCAUGGAAAUCCGAAGAUGAUCCUGGAACAGGGGAAUUCUCGUACCAAAUGGAUCUUAUAACCGCUCUACCCGAGAUGAUCUUUCAACAGGGAAAUACCAAUCGGAUAUGGAGAACCGGACCAUGGAUCGGACGUGGUUGGGUCGGAAUACCACAGAUGACAAGAACCGAUUUUAUUUUCACGACCAAUUUGAUUAACAGUGAAGAUGAAGUGAGUGUAACGUAUAUCAUGUCGAACGAUUCGAUCUUCACUAGUGUUGUGGCAAACGAGUCGGGAAUUCUGGAGAGACUGACGUGGAAGGUUUCUGAUCGUCAGUGGCAUGCGUUCUGGACAUCGAAUACUGAAGAAUGCGAUCAGUACAAUCAUUGUGGCACGUUUGGAAACUGUGACCCGCAAAACGCGGAUCCUAAUUUUUUAUGCUCGUGUCUACCCGGAUUUGAGCCUAAUUCAACGAUUGAUUGGAACACAAUUAGGGAUGGCUCGGGUGGGUGUGUGAGAAAGAAAGGUCAGCCCAUUUGUGAGAAAGGAGACGGGUUUGUUAAGGUGGUGCAAGCUAAGUCCCCUUAUACAAGAGUUGCUCGUUUGAACAAGAAUAUGGGAGUAGAAGAAUGCAGAGAAGAAUGCCUCAAUAACUGCACAUGCACUGCUUAUGCGAGCGCAGGAGAUCCCGUUCAGUGUAUAACUUGGCAUGGAGAAUUGCUCGAUACGAGAGUCCUUCAAGGUGGAGGCCAGGACUUAUAUGUUCGUGUCAAUGCUAUAGAAUUAGCUCAAUAUUUGAAGUCACAGCGAUCACCUAAGGCUAGACGUAAGAGAGUGGUGCACAUAAUUGUGGCGUCUACCACCUCAAUGACAUUAGCUAUUGGGGUUGCACUUACGAUUUACUGGUUCGUAACCGUUAAGAAGAAAAAAGACAGAAAGACAAGGGAACGUCUAAUGAUGCUUACUCCAGCUGAUGGUUCAUCGGUCGAACCUUCCAAAACAGGAAAGUCUUUUGACCAUGUUAUAUUUUUCGACCUUAGUACUAUUGUUGCAGCCACAAACAACUUUUCCAUUUCCAACAAACUCGGGCAAGGCGGUUUUGGCCCAGUUUAUAAGGGACGUUUAAGUGAUGGAAUGGAGAUUGCUGUUAAAAGACUAGCGAAAAGUUCAAAACAAGGAAUUGAAGAAUUCAAGAACGAAGUUUCCUUAAUUGCCAAACUUCAACAUAGGAAUUUGGUGAAAUUGUUAGGAUGUUGUGUUGAACAUCACGAGAAAGUGCUCAUAUAUGAAUUCUUGCCUAAUAAGAGCUUGGACUCUUUCAUCUUCGAUAAAGAUAAAUGUUCUCAGUUGAAUUGGGAGAAGCGGUUUAACAUCAUAUUAGGAAUUGCAAAAGGAAUGUUAUAUCUUCACCAAGACUCACGAUUAAAGAUAAUCCAUAGAGACUUGAAAGUUAGUAAUAUUUUGUUAGACGAUGGGUUGAAUCCUAAAAUAUCGGAUUUUGGAAUGGCAAGAAUUUUUAAAUGUGGCCAAACAGAAGCAAAUACAAGAAGGAUAGUUGGAACAUAUGGAUAUAUGUCUCCGGAAUAUGCCAUGAGAGGUCUAUACUCGAUAAGAUCUGAUGUCUUCAGCUUUGGUGUCGUGAUGCUCGAAGUCAUAAGUGGAAGAAGAAAUAACAGUUACUAUCGAGAGAAUACAAUUAAUUUAAUCGGACAUGCUUGGGACUUGUGGAAAGAAGGUAAAGCCUUGGAUAUAAUUGAUCAAUCCUUCGUGGGUGAGUUGUGGCCAAGAGAAGAAGUUUUGAGAUGCUUUCAAAUAGGACUUUUAUGCGUCCAAAAACGUGUUAUUGACAGGCCAACUAUGUCCGAUGUGGUUUUCAUGCUAUGUAAAGAGAUGACUUUACCUCUUCCAAACCAACCGGCUUUCAUUUUCAUAGGACAGGACAUGAAUGAUUCGGAUUCGUCCGCAAGCAACUCAAACAAUGGUCUAACCAUUACUCAGAUCAUCGGACAAUGA
This is a messenger RNA of Impatiens glandulifera, 2514 nucleotides long. RefSeq names its product G-type lectin S-receptor-like serine/threonine-protein kinase At1g11410. The transcript is spliced from 7 exons. Gene Ontology annotation, molecular function: ATP binding; protein serine/threonine kinase activity. The record is from RefSeq and is a predicted model, not a curated record. Gene Ontology annotation, biological process: recognition of pollen; protein phosphorylation. Bases 1 to 2514 code for a protein of 837 amino acids. Lineage: Eukaryota; Viridiplantae; Streptophyta; Magnoliopsida; Ericales; Balsaminaceae.